Messenger RNA from Wickerhamiella sorbophila, 3570 nucleotides. RefSeq names its product Protein kinase C-like 2. Lineage: Eukaryota; Fungi; Ascomycota; Dipodascomycetes; Dipodascales; Trichomonascaceae. Gene Ontology annotation, biological process: signal transduction; protein phosphorylation. The record is from RefSeq and is a predicted model, not a curated record. The transcript has a single exon. The coding region runs from base 1 to 3570 and encodes 1189 amino acids. Gene Ontology annotation, molecular function: ATP binding; protein serine/threonine kinase activity.
AUGCCUUCGCAGAGGAGUUCGAAUGGCGAGGACCACGGCGUCCUUAGCGAUGUUCAACAAAGAAUCAUGCGCGAAGAAGUGUACAUUGAGCGCUACAAGGCAAUGAGGCGGUCCACCACGAACCCGCAAGUCUUGGAGCAGCUCGAGCUAGGUAUUCAGCAGGCGGAGAAGGCAAUCCGCUACCUUCAAAGCAAGAUGGUGGAGCUCCAGGUGAGCCCGGGUAAGUCUGCCGCCUCCACUACUGCGGGUUCUGGAGGCUCCGGGGAGACUGGUGGCGCCGAGGCAGCAACGGGCUUGACCCUCACGACAUUGCCCAAGAACUUCACGCGCCUCACCCUGCUCAAAGAUGACAACAAGUUCAUGGGUCCUCUCAUCCAGCAGAUGCUCCCCCAGCUAGAGUUCAAGCUCAGUCUCGAACAGCAGUACAAGGCUGGAACAGUCAAGCUCCAGCACCUCUAUCAGGAAGAAGGUGACCGGCGCUCUCGCGCGGACGCUGAUGCCAAUUUGCGGGAAAGUGCGGCGAAAAUUGCCCUGCUGACCCGUGCUCUUAAACGCUAUGCCGAUAUGAAUAUUGAGGAGGUCGACGAAAAGGUCUACGAGGAGAUGAAUACUCCUAAUGCCCGGCGGCCCUUCACGGGAACCCUACAUGUCACCGUCCAUAAAGUCGAGAACGUUGACCAUACUCUUGCUUCCCCAACCUCCGAGACUAUGGUAAGUAUGCGUAUCGAAAAUCAGGUCGUCGCCCACACCCGUCCUUCCCGGCAGUCUGUGUUCAACGAGGAGUUCCAUAUCGCCAUUGACAAGGCUAAUGAAAUUGAGUUCGUCGUCCAUGAUGCAGAUGGUGAGGAGUGGCUUCCGGUUGCUCUUAUUUGGAUGCGAAUCAGCGACAUUGUCGAGGCUAUUCGUCGCAAACGUAUUGGCAUGGAAUCCGAAACAGGCUGGGCUAAUGCGGACACUAUUCAGGCCCAGCACUCAGAUUCAGCCAGCAGCUCGACUUUGGUCAGCUCUAAUGGAGCUCCUUCUUCGAAUGCCACGGGAACAACUCUUAGCAUUAAACCCACCGGCUCGACUGUAACAGACUCUUUGAAGGAUCCCACUGUGGAGGGCUGGUUUAUUCUUGAGCCCGUUGGCCGCAUCUAUUUGCGUUUGGGCUUUGACAAGUCGACAAGCGGAGUGCGUCCUGUCUACGCACGUGACGGCCUAGGUCGUCAAAACGCCGUUCGCAAAUACGAUGAGACUCAGGAGGUCAAAGGCCACGAGUUUGCCCAUAUUCAACUGUACAAUAUCAUGCGCUGCCCUAUUUGUACUGAUUUCAUGACAUAUCCGUACCAAUGCCAGGAGUGCAACUUUGCCUGUCAUCGCAAAUGCGUUUCUAAGGUCGUCACCCGCUGUAUGGCAACUUCGUCUGCAGAAGACGACGCGGAUGAACAACUCAACCACCGUAUCCCGCAUCGUUUCGAAGCGGCAAGCAACAUGCGGGCAAACUGGUGCUGCCAUUGUGGUUCUAUUCUGCCGCUGGGCAAGAAAAAUGUUCGCAAGUGUGGAGAGUGUGGUAUCAUGUGCCACGUUGGAUGUAUGAAGUAUGUCCCUAACUUCUGUGGCAUGCCUAUGGAAAUGGCGUCUCAAAUCAUAUCUGAAAUCAAGUCCACUCGUAUUCGCCAAGCUACGAAAGCUGCUGCCGGUACAAAACCAUGGCAGACGUCCUCACCGAAAUCUCAGACCACCCAAGUGGCCCCAUCUACCCAGCACAAGCAUUCUCAGAAAUCAGGCUUACCAUACGCACAUCAGCAGCAACUCCCUCAAGUUCCUUAUAAGCCUUAUGCAUCUGGCCGCAUCACAAAGAAUCUGUCUCCCGCUGCGUCGCCCGCUCCCUCCAGCCGUACCGAGCCAAUUCGUCGUAAGCAGGUGGGAUCUGCUCCCUUGCCUCCUAUUCCUGGUUCGAAACAGGAAGGCAAAUGGUGGGAUGAGCAGCAAUCGGCGGAAGCAUCGCUGCCCAAGGUGUCCUCAACAGCGUCAUUUGAUCAGUCAAUUGCUUCGCAAACACCGCCGAUUUUAGCACCUGUUCCUCAAGGCCAACAAAUUCCACAGUCUCUAUCUGUUGCGUCUGAUCUUUCUCUGGCUUCUCAACUUCCUCAUGUCUCUCAGACGCCUCAGGCCCCCCAGGUCCAGGCUCCUGAGACUACUGAGGUUUCUGAGGCUCCCUCGAAAGCAUCCGAACCACCUCAAGCGUCCAAGGCUUCCCAGCAACCUCCGUCAAUUCCUCCUCCGCAGGUAAGACCACCUGUUCCUGAGCCCCGCUCACCCCCCAAGAUGAAAGCUCCUGAAGCGCCUACGCUUCCGAAACAACCAAAGGCACAGGACUCGAAGACGACGACUACUAUGCCCGAUGCUGCGGCUGCUGCCGCCGCUGCUGUAGCUACGGCCCAGAGAGGAUCCUCCAACAACGCAAUGGCCGAUCUUCAGGCUGCAGCAUCGGCUGCCCUUACACAACAACGCCGUCAGUCCGAUGGCCCCAUUGAUAGACCAUACUCCAUGGUUGAGCCAGCAGGGUCCAAACGCCGGCGCCGGAAGGUUGGUUUGGACGACUUCUCAUUCCUGGCCGUUCUUGGUAAAGGUAACUUUGGUAAAGUCAUGCUGGCCGAGUCCAAGCAAACCAAGAAGCUGUACGCAAUCAAGGUGCUGAAAAAGAACUUCAUUAUUGAGAACCGGGAGGUUGAAUCGACGCGAUCCGAAAAGCGAGUGUUUUUGAUUGCCAACCGGGAACGCCAUCCCUUCCUCAUCAACUUGUUUGCAUGCUUCCAAACUGAGAACCGCAUCUAUUUUGUGAUGGACUUCAUAUCCGGAGGUGAUUUGAUGCACCAUAUUCAAAAAGAGCGCUUCUCUGCCAAGCGGGCCAAGUACUACGCCGCAGAGGUUCUGCUAGCUUUGAAGCAUUUCCACGACAAUGAUGUUAUUUAUCGCGAUCUCAAACUUGACAAUAUCUUGCUGACGCUGGACGGCCAUAUCAAGGUUGCCGAUUACGGUCUAUGUAAAGAAGAUAUGGGCUUUGGCAAGACGACGGGAACGUUCUGUGGUACGCCCGACUUCAUUGCCCCCGAGAUUCUCCUUGAUCAAAAGUACGGCCGCAGCGUCGACUGGUGGGCGCUGGGUGUUCUCAUGUACCAGAUGCUGCUGGGCAAGUCGCCGUUCCGAGGCAAGGACGAGGACGAAAUCUACGACGCAAUUCUCAGCGAUGAGCCCUUAUACCCUAUUCACAUGCAGCGAGACUCUGUGUCCAUUCUGCAGCAACUGCUCACGCGAGACCCGCAGCGUCGUUUGGGUUCGGGACCGCGCGAUGCACUGGAGAUUAUGGAGCACCCGUACUUUGCCGACAUCGACUUCGAUGCACUGCUGAGCCUGAAAAUCGAACCCCCCUAUCGCCCCGAAAUCGACAGCCCCACUGAUGUCCGCUUCUUCGACACCGAGUUCACGUCGGAGUGUCCAGCGCUCACGCCCAUGAAUAGUACUCUCACGCCCAAUAUGCAGGAGCAAUUCCGUGGGUUCUCGUAUAUGAACGGAGACGUAAUCUAG